AUGUCAAACGACAAUGACUAUCGCUCCGUUCCUGCCGAGGAAAGAAAAGAGGAAAAAGAUGCCGCCGUCAUUCCCGUGAAAACGGUCGACGAUUUCCUAAAAAUGGGCAAUUACUGUUAUUUAAUUCUAUUGAUCUCUGAAUUUGUGCUGUUGAGCGGCGCUGGAAAUAUGCUUUAUAUGAUCUUUGCUUCAAGUGCUCCACGGGUCUCAUGUCGGGGUUCUAAUUUCACUAUAGAGGACGUUUGUAAGAAACAUAUCAACAUAUCAGCAUUAACUGAUUGCGAUCUGCAUGUGCAGUAUGAAUUCAAAUCUUUAAAUGUUGAGUUCGGUUACCUUUGCUCUGAAGGACGCUGGGUAAAAAGCAGCAUCUCGGUGCAGAUGAUCGGUGUUUUGUUAGGAACACUUUUCUUCGGCACAACUAGUGAUCGAUACGGGAGGAAAUCGAGCCUCGUUGUUUCAUUCAUCAUGACAGCAUUGUUAAGUAUUGCAGUAUCUUUUUCAACGAAUUUAUUCAAUUUUACUGUAAUCCGUACAAUUCUUGGCUUUUUCAAUGGAGGACUUCUGGGUACCUAUGGCGUCUACAAACUGGAGCACGUGCCGAAAAAACAUCGUUUCUGGGUGGCCACAGUGAUUGCAUGGGCGCCGAAUUUUAUUUUACUCAACGUGAUCGCAUACAUCGCACAUGACUGGCGAACAUUUCAACGUGUGCUUGUCUUGAUCGGCUCACCAGCGUUGAUUCUGUUCUUUUUUGUUCACGAAUCUCCGCGUUGGUUGAUACAGAAAGGGAAAAUCGAGGAGGCAAGGAAGGUUCUGCAACGAAUUCAGCAUCUCGAUCGUGCUGAGGAAACGAAAAAGGAUGAAAUGGAGAAAAUGCUCGAUAUCGCCUAUCAAAAAAUCCAAGCACGACAAGAGAAGGCGAAAAACUACAACAUACGCCAUCUUUUCUACACUAAGGAUAUGGCAAUCGCGACGAUCACGUAUUGUACGGGAAUUUUUAUGACAAGUAUGAUCAACUAUGGACUGAUAUUUAAUAUUGAAAUGUUAUCUGGAUCAUUCUUUAUUAACUCAAUCCUAAUGGGUUCCAUACGGUGGUCGAUCAAUAUCGUAUUCGGUGUUUUGGAUUACAAGUGGAAAGCGAUGGGAAGAAAGGCGGUGCAUUUCGUUUCACAGACUUCUAUCGCUCUCUGCCUUCUUGCAAUUUCCGUCACUUAUAUUUCAGGAUUAGACGAUCGCUACGCCGUUGUGAUUCGAGUUUCGACAAUUAUUGCAGCCGCUACCACAGCACAGAUUUUCAUCACUAAAAGCAUCUCCGGUAUGGAAUACUAUCCUACGGUAGUGAGAAAUUCCGGUAUGGCAUUCAAAUCGACAUGUAGCCGGCUGGGCACAAUUCUUGCUCCUCAACUCUUUCUUGUGAACGCUUGGCAAUCUCUACCGUACGUGGUGCUAACCGUUAUGGCCACACUCGAUACGAUCGCAUUCCAGUUGGUUAUUCCAGAAACUAAAGGGAAACCAUUGCCAGAAAAUAUGCCGGAGAAACGAAAACGUUCGAAAGCGAUGGCGAAACGGCAAAACUCGUUCGUUAAUGCAAAAGUUUGA
Molecule: messenger RNA, 1596 nt
Organism: Necator americanus (New World hookworm)
Lineage: Eukaryota; Metazoa; Nematoda; Chromadorea; Rhabditida; Ancylostomatidae
Exons: 12
Coding region: 1-1596 (531 amino acids)
Biological process (GO): transmembrane transport
Cellular component (GO): membrane
Molecular function (GO): transmembrane transporter activity
Source: RefSeq, a predicted model, not a curated record